UGUUGGUUUUUUUGUAGCAUAGAGAGAGAAGUGAGGCUACUUAGUUGGCAGAGGGUCUCAACUUCGUCUUUCAACCUCGGAAGGUGGUGAACUGGUCUGAACAAUUUUUGUCACCUUCCGAGGUUGUCACACUCGUCUUUUUUUUUUAAAAAAAAACGCCUACAAAUAAGAAAAAAGAAACAAAACCCUUCGGCUUUACUUAAACCCAAACAAUACUUUUACAGUCGCAAACAAACAUGAAUAAUCUGUGUCUAUAUGCUCCUCAUUCUCACUGCGUCUCCAUGAUGAAACUGCCGCCACCACCACCACUAAGUGCUCCAAAGUCACAGAUUUGGAGCUCGUUUAGUUCGUCUCAGAGGGAAUUCAAAGUACGUGCUGUUUCAACCACUGGGAAUAUUGACGCCUCCAAUUACAUUCCAAAGGCGCCGAUUUUUCUCCCCGAAGGCCCAUGGAAGCAGAUUCCUGGGGGAGUUACUGCCGCAGAGGGAUUCAAAGCUGCCGGUAUGUAUGGCGGUUUGCGUGCUAAAGGCGAGAAACCUGACCUUGCCCUUGUCACUUGUGAUGUGGAUGCCACAUCUGCAGGGGCGUUUACAACGAAUGUGGUUGCUGCUGCACCAGUGUUAUACUGCAAGAAGGCGUUAGACAUUUCAAAAACGGCACGUGCAGUGUUAAUAAAUGCUGGCCAAGCCAAUGCAGCAACGGGUGAUGCAGGAUACCAGGAUGUGAUAGAAUCUGCCAACAUGCUUGCUGAGCUACUUCAAAGGAGACCAGAAGAAGUGUUGAUUGAAUCCACUGGUGUAAUUGGUCAAAGAAUAAAGAAGGAAGCACUUUUAAAGUCACUUCCAAAACUAGUUGCUUUGCUCUCAUCAUCAACUGAGGGGGCAGAUUCUGCAGCAGUGGCAAUCACAACGACUGACCUUGUAAGCAAGAGCAUUGCAAUUGAAUCUCAGGUUGGAGGGAGAACAGUAAGAGUUGGGGGAAUGGCAAAAGGUUCUGGGAUGAUCCACCCAAAUAUGGCUACCAUGCUUGGUGUAAUAACAACUGAUGCCCUGGUUACAAGUGAUAUUUGGAGAAAGAUGGUGCAGAUUUCUGUAAACAGGAGUUUCAACCAGAUAACUGUAGAUGGAGACACUAGUACCAAUGAUACUGUUAUUGCUUUGGCUAGUGGGUUAUCUGGAUCAACCAGGAUAGCUUCUAUAGACAGUUACGAGGCAUUGCAACUCCAAGCAUGCCUUGAUGCGGUAAUGCAAGGUCUUGCCAAAUCAAUAGCUUGGGAUGGAGAAGGAGCAACAUGCUUAAUAGAGGUAAGUGUGGCAGGUGCAGACAGUGAGGCUGAAGCAGCAAAGAUUGCACGCUCAGUAGCAUCUUCUUCACUUGUUAAGGCUGCUGUUUAUGGCAGAGAUCCAAAUUGGGGGCGUAUUGCUGCUGCUGCAGGCUAUGCAGGGAUUUCUUUCCACCAAAACAAGCUUCGAGUAUUGCUAGGUGAUAUUCUGCUCAUGGAUGCUGGGGAACCACAACCAUUUGACCGGGCUGCAGCAAGUAACUAUCUGAGGAAGGCUGGUGAAACCCACAGUACAGUUAAAAUACAUAUAUCAGUUGGUGAUGGAUUGGGAAGUGGGCAAGCUUGGGGAUGUGAUUUAAGUUAUGAUUAUGUCAAAAUAAAUGCAGAAUACACAACAUAAAAGAACACUUGUGCCAUCUCGUAUUUAUUCUCACUUCAGGAUUUCCAAACAAUUAAACCCUCUUUAUCAUAUAUUGAUUAUAGGUUUAAUGUUCUGUCAUUGUUGUAUCUCAUGUAGAUCUGCUUAUGCAAAACAUUUUUCAACAAUCAACACUUGCAUGAUUGCAAAUAAAUUUUGGAGCUCAUUCCUACUAUCAUAAGAAAAAAUUAGGAGACAGUCUAGGAAAUCAAACAUCUGAACUGGGGGUCUCUGGUAAAAACUCCUAAUAAUCACUACACGAUAGUAGGAACGAUAACACAUUUGUGGUAAGUCUGCAACAGAAACAGAACCUCUUUUCCCCUUCCAAAGCAGCCCCGUACUUAAGUCUGAAUAUAAAUCUCUACCUUGAAAAGGAAAAGUAUCACCUACUUACAAGACUUGUGAAAGGCUUUGGAUCUGGAAACACUGAUUUAGUGAUUUCUGGUCCUUCAUUCUAGUUUAAUUAGUGGGAAUUGACGGGGCCAGGCUUCAGCAAAGCCAUCAAAAUGCUGGUUAGACUUGCAUGAAAACAAGGUUCUACCUGUCUGGAAACAAAAAGGACUUCACC
Quercus lobata is the source of this 2268-nucleotide messenger RNA. RefSeq names its product arginine biosynthesis bifunctional protein ArgJ, chloroplastic-like. Gene Ontology annotation, biological process: L-arginine biosynthetic process; L-ornithine biosynthetic process. Lineage: Eukaryota; Viridiplantae; Streptophyta; Magnoliopsida; Fagales; Fagaceae. The record is from RefSeq and is a predicted model, not a curated record. Gene Ontology annotation, molecular function: L-glutamate N-acetyltransferase activity, acting on acetyl-L-ornithine as donor; L-glutamate N-acetyltransferase activity, acting on acetyl-CoA as donor. Bases 237 to 1682 code for a protein of 481 amino acids. The transcript is spliced from 17 exons.